Porites lobata is the source of this 611-nucleotide messenger RNA. NCBI's taxonomy places the organism in Eukaryota, Metazoa, Cnidaria, Anthozoa, Scleractinia, Poritidae. The record is from the annotation of a GenBank genome assembly.
AUGUAUCAAAAAGUGGACGGUAAAGAGAAAUUGAAGUACUAUCAUUUCAUGUCCCUCUACCUCUGGGUGAAAAAACAAGGCCGUUACCCAAAAAGCCUUCCAGAAUUUCAUAACUACGUGGACCCCGCCGAUCUGGACCAGUGUAUUGGCGUGCUACAGUGCAAAGUCCUUCCUCCGCGAGAUCUAAACCAUCCCGUGCUUUCAUACAAGGAGAGGGGCAAAUUGAUCUUUCCAUUGUGCGCAGCCCCUGCGAUCAAGAUCAAUUGGUCCAAACCGUGGUGGGAAAUUUGUACUUGUGUAAUCAGAUGAACCCUGUUAGGCACUUGGUGAACCCCGGAAAUCUAGGAGGCUGUGUACAAGGGCCACAAGAUUCUUCACGUCGAAGACACUGGUACUUCCUCCAUUCACCAGUAGCUCUCUUCGAAGAUUACAGUGACAGAUGGUUGAAAAUAACGGAAGAAGCCAGCUUGAGAGGAACUAAAGUGGAAAAGGCCUGCUAUCUUCACGAUACUUCGGCUCCCCAUAACAAGCAUGAAGUACAAUCCAGGUCGCAGAGCCAGUGGCCAAGAUCAUGCCCAACUCCAUGUGGGGCAAGUUUGACCUGCAAUUAA